Rasamsonia emersonii CBS 393.64 is the source of this 1566-nucleotide messenger RNA. Its product is annotated as Aspartate kinase. Gene Ontology annotation, molecular function: aspartate kinase activity. NCBI's taxonomy places the organism in Eukaryota, Fungi, Ascomycota, Eurotiomycetes, Eurotiales, Trichocomaceae. The coding region runs from base 1 to 1566 and encodes 521 amino acids. Gene Ontology annotation, biological process: amino acid biosynthetic process. The transcript is spliced from 4 exons. The record is from RefSeq and is a predicted model, not a curated record.
AUGAAUUCCCUCCCAGAACCUGUCUCACUGCCUACCCCGCCUCUGGCAAACGGCGACGCCAUGAGAUCCGAUGCCGGCUGGGUUGUCCAAAAAUUUGGCGGGACCAGCGUGGGCAAGUUUGCGUUCAACAUCGUUGAUCAGAUUGUCAUAGUCGCCGUGGUCUGUUCAGCCAGAAGCAGCUCAUCCAAGGCCGAGGGCACCACAAAUCGCCUGCUGCGGGCUGCGCGGGAUGCCGAAAACCCUGAAUCGCAAAAUUAUGUUACCUUGGUGGAAGCUGUGCGGCAAGAGCAUCUUGCGGUUGCUGAACAACAGCUGCAGUCGAUCGAAUUGAGGGACCGGUUGAUCACAGAGAUUCAUGAGGAAUGCGCUCACGUUCUCAAGAUCUUGGAGGCCGCACAGACCCUGGGGGAAAUCAGCCCUCGAUGUGUUGACAAAGUGAUCAGCACUGGAGAGAAGCUGAGCUGUCGCUUGAUGGCAGCCCUUCUUCAAGAUCGCGGGGUUGACGCGCAAUACGUGGACUUGGCCGAGGUAAUUGACUUCCCAGUCGGUAAUCAGGGCCUCGAUCAAGAAUUCUAUGACCGCCUGGCCGCUGUCCUGGGCGCCAAGGUUGAAGCUUGCACGAUAAAGGUGCCGGUCGUGACUGGUUACUUUGGGCCGGUCCCAGGCGGCUUGCUAGAUAAGAUCGGUCGUGGUUAUACGGAUCUCUGCGCCGCCCUUGUUGCAGUCGGAGUCCAUGCGGAGGAACUGCAGGUGUGGAAAGAGGUCGAUGGGAUCUUCACUGCGGAUCCCCGGAAAGUCCCUACCGCUCGUCUGUUGCCAACCAUUACGCCAGCGGAGGCCGCGGAAUUGACAUUUUACGGGUCCGAGGUCAUCCAUCCCUUCACAAUGGAACAAGUCAUUCGGGCAAGAAUACCCAUUCGGAUUAAGAAUGUCAUGAACCCCAAGGGGAAAGGCACUGUGAUCUUUCCCGACUCGCCGGCAGAGCUCGAGAAAACGACUCCUGGACAUGAUCCAAAGCUUUUCCGGACGCGAAGCUCGAGCCUUCUGUCGCACCAUGAACGUCCGAAGAGACCGACGGCGGUGACCAUUAAACACAAGAUUCUCGUGAUCAACGUGCACUCCAACAAACGCUCUUUGUCGCAUGGCUUCUUUGCAGGAAUUUUUUCGGUUUUGGACCGAUGGCGUCUUUCGAUCGACUUGAUCUCCACCAGUGAGGUCCAUGUUUCCAUGGCUCUUCAUUCGGAAAUGCCACUGCUUAAUGGUGUUGGCCGAGACGAGUAUCAGAUCGUUGAUGAAGACCUCCGCGGGGCCAUUCAGGACCUGAGGAAAUAUGGCACGGUCGAUAUUAUCCCGGAAAUGGCGAUUCUCAGUCUUGUAGGGAAGCAGAUGAAGAAUAUGGUCGGGAUCGCCGGACGGAUGUUUUCGACCCUUGGCGAGAACAAUAUCAAUAUUGAAAUGAUAUCGCAAGGGGCAAGCGAGAUCAAUAUCUCGUGCGUCAUAGAUGAACGAGAUGCCGAUCGUGCGAUCAAUAUCCUCCAUACCAGUCUGUUCACUUUCUUGGAUUGA